CUGAGUCCCCAUUUUGAAAGACUGAAAACGUCACAUCACGUUUUUUUUUUCCACCUAACACUCCAAAGUCUUCUCCGCCCCCCCCUCCAUUGCCUUAAAGGAGAAGCAGCACAAAAGAACCGGUACGGCGACAAAAGUAUCGCGAUAGUCGUAUAUUGGUCCUCCGUGAUACGGGAGACCGGUUUUAGAAUACGAAAUGUUGAGGAAAAGGGAAGAGAAAAACAGGGUUGCAAGACUGAAUUAAACGCAAAGAAAACGGAAAAAAAACGUGUGGAAGAAAGUGAAUUUAGAGCAGAAAAAACCCAGGGCCCGGUGUGGGAACUCCUACCGGGGUCACAGUGUGAUAUACACCGUUAUCUCAGUGAAGUCUUUAAUGUACCUUUAGGCCUGCAGUUUACAUUUGACAGGCUGAUUGAUUGACAUCUAACUGUGGGGCGCAUGGCCGUAUAACGUCUGGCCCAGCCCUACAACCGCAGCCUUGAGGGCGCGCGUGGGGAUAGGAAUGGAGUCUGAACAUAAUUUGGUGGCUCGCACGGUGGAACCUGAUAAGGUACGGGAAGCGCUUGAGGAGGAGGAGCCGACUCCGCCACGGCUAUUGAGGACACGCGAGGCGCGGGCGGCUGCGGCGGCGUCGCGUAGGCGGAAGGCCGAAUAUCCACGGCGAAGGAGAGAGGAUGCAGUGCAGCCGCAAUUGAGGGAGCUAGGAGGCGAGCCAUCCGAAUUGGAAGUCGAGGUGGAAGGACCGAAUCCUCUGUAUGAAGACUCAAAUGAAGUUCUUAAAGAAGAUUUUACAGCUGUUCAUGGUCGUGGAUCAACCACUGUGAAAGGAAGGUCAAACCGUGGGAGAAGAAGCACUAGAGUGUCUGCAUCUGGAACUGCUCGUCACAGAGAGGUGGAGAAUUCUCGUAACUCUCGGUCGAAGCAGAGUUCUGUUCAGCUUGUGUGCAAGACUGAGCCUGACCCCGAUCAACUUGAAUAUGGUGCCUCAGGAGUACACGAGACAGUAGUUGGAAUAAGUGAUGAUGAAGAUAUGAUCAUCAGUGAAGAAGACCUGCCUUUUAAAGAUGAUCCAAAGGAUGAGACGUAUAAACCACAUUUAGACAGGGAGCCUGUAAAAGUAAGGAGGAAGUAUCAGAAGGUUAAAGAGGAGAAACAGAAAGAGAUCAAAGUGGAAAUCAAAGAAGAGAGCGAGUUCAGAGAAGAGGAGAACCCUCCCAGAAGGAGAGGGAGACGGCGUAAGGAUGACAAAAGUCCUCGCUUACCAAAACGAAGGAAGAAGCCUCCAAUACAGUAUGUACGUUGUGAGAUGGAGGGAUGUGGGACUGUUCUUGCCCACCCACGUUACCUGCAGCAUCACAUUAAGUAUCAGCACUUGUUGAAGAAGAAGUAUGUAUGUCCUCAUCCGUCCUGUGGCCGUUUGUUCCGCCUUCAGAAGCAGCUCUUAAGGCACGCAAAGCACCACACAGAUCAGCGAGAUUACAUAUGUGAGUACUGCGCCCGAGCAUUUAAAAGCUCUCAUAACCUUGCUGUACACAGGAUGAUCCAUACUGGCGAGAAGCCUCUUCAGUGUGAAAUUUGUGGGUUUACAUGCAGGCAGAAGGCUUCACUUAACUGGCACAUGAAGAAACACGAUGCUGACACAUUUUACCAGUUCUCCUGCAACAUUUGUGGCAAGAAGUUUGAGAAGAAGGACAGUGUAGUAGCCCAUAAAGCUAAGAGCCACCCAGAGGUGCUAAUUGCCGAAGCUCUUGCUGCAAAUGCUGGGGCCCUUAUCACCAGUUCAGACAUUCUUACCACCAACACAGAUACACUUGCUGCUGUUUCUGCCUCUAAAGGCCUUAGUGUGAACUCCCAGGGCCUUAUGAUGGAGUCUGAAGGAGCGAACACCAUAUCUAGUGGUGAAGGACUUGUCAUACAUGCAGAUGAAAUCACUGCCACAACACAGGGCCUUGGUACAGACAGGAUGGUGCUGAACUCCACCCUUCUAACCCAGGACAUGAAGAUCUUGGGUGCCAGUUCUGAAGGAUUGGUUCUCAACCCUGGCACAUUGUCUGCGUCAUCAGAGGUGCUUAUAGAGGACUCCGAUUGUGGUGGCCAUUAGAAAUGGUAUUAGAAGUAUUGUUUUAAAAGAAAGAGAGAUGAGCUUUAUUAAUAAUGAUGGUAAACAUAUUCAUUGUGACGCCACUGUAAGCCCUGUUUCAGAGGGAUCACUUGCUCUAAUAAGGAGCAAACUCUAGAAAAACGAGGACUGCACAGCUACAGCGGCACUCAUAACUGUUCUCCCAUUACUGGUUUUUUUUGGGGGGGGUCAUUGUUUUGCAUUUUUUUUCUUCACUCGGUACUUCCAGGCCUGAAGACAAGGAGGUCCUGUUGAGAACUGUGAAGUAAUUAGACUAAUCUUUUUGAUAAAGCAGACCCACACCAUCCCUCCCCACUAGUAUGUGUACCACAGCACAAAAAAUGAUGCAUACAUUGACAUUUUCAAGCAAAAUGUAUUGCAUGUGUAUGUAGAUGAUUGGGAUUUCUGUGAACCUUUCUACCUUUUGCUUGGAUGGACCUAUUUAGUUUGGGUGAAGGUAUUUGUGAAAGGAUAUUCUUGUAGAAAUUCAGUGAUAUCUUCAGGGUUACUUUCACAGCAUUCCUUGCAAAGUACAAAGUUGAAUAUUUUGUGUGCGUGCUUGCGUGUGUGGUAGUCCUGUCCUUGAUGUUCUGUAGCACUUCUUAGUUGAAAGUGCUAAUUUUCUUUUGGUUAGAUUUUACUUUUCCCAAGUGUCUGUUUUCUUGCUUCAGUCCACUUAGCCCUGACAUUUUGCUUUCUGUAGGAUGUAUCUUCUGCUAGGAGGCUUUUUGAACUGGUUCUUGUCACUUUUAUAACAGAACUGCAUUCCCCAAGAGACAACACUCUGUAGUAGCAGGUAACUUCUGACAUCAGCUUUGUCUUCAAGAAAAAUAGUUGAAGAUGUGUCUGAAACACCAACACCCAGUGUGAUUGUACACACUACACUCCCCCCCCCCCCCUUUUUUAAAUUCUGCUCUGCUUCAUUACUAACUGACUGUUAUUGUAUGAGAAAGAUGUAGGAAUGGAAUAACGCUGCCUUCAUGUCUCAGAGAAGUGAAAACUAUUCCGUUCUAAGGUACCAGAUCCUGUCUUUUUAUGAUCAUACCAUGCAGUACUGUUAAGUGUUUCGUGAAACCCUAGAUUGGCCAAAGAAGCCAAAUAGAAUGCUGCAUUUCCUGAUGUGUUUAGGUGAUUAUUGGAGUGCGGUUUGAUACUUGGUAUAGUGUGAGACACUGAAGUUAAGUACAAUUUUCCUCUGAGGAAAAAAAAACGAUUAUGAUUAGAACAUGCACAUCCUGAAAAUGAACACAUUUGGGGAAAAAUUUGUGAAACCGUUGUUUGCACUGUACAAAUCCUUCUCUCUCCCUUUUUUCCCAACAAAGCUUUUCAUAGUACAUCUGGAAGAUAGAAUUGCAUAAUUUUCUUCUUGCAUUCGCUGUAGAGCUAGAACACCUCUGUUUAUUUUUUGAGCAUGUGGUACCUUUCUGUGGUUUAUGGGCACCCUCCACACAUCCAUAUGUAAACGGUUGUAUGUACUAUAUUUUAUUUAAAAAAGAUGUAGAAUAUCAAAAAGUUAAGCCGGUCCUCAACAGGAAUCACAGAUAGUGUCCACCCUUUCUGCCAUGGGACAAUUACCAUUAGUGGCACUUUAAACUGGCUGUCCCUUCUGGCUGGUAUCCAGGCUCGCAUCUUGAAGGUCCACAUUGCAGGAUAGCAUAUUCAUGUAUAUAUGGGUCACCAGCAGUAAACACAACACAAUAAUACCAGCCUACAGGGUGGCAGUUUUGGAAGCAAUUUUUUUUUUAUUUUGCUUUAAAUAAUGUACAGCUGUUAAUACAGAUCUAUAUUGAAAGGGAAAAUCUUGAUUCCCCAUGUGAAAUGCUGCCAGUACCUGCAGGAGCUUAAGUAAACUGCAAGUGAAAUAAAAGUUUUAAACAACUUA
Protopterus annectens (West African lungfish) is the source of this 4001-nucleotide messenger RNA. RefSeq names its product ZFP91 zinc finger protein, atypical E3 ubiquitin ligase (gene ZFP91). Gene Ontology annotation, biological process: regulation of transcription by RNA polymerase II. The record is from RefSeq and is a predicted model, not a curated record. The coding region runs from base 503 to 2101 and encodes 532 amino acids. NCBI's taxonomy places the organism in Eukaryota, Metazoa, Chordata, Ceratodontiformes, Protopteridae. The transcript is spliced from 11 exons. Gene Ontology annotation, cellular component: nucleus. Gene Ontology annotation, molecular function: transcription coregulator activity.